GGCUGCGAAUGAAGCCUUCCUGAAACGAGCUUGCAUUAUGUUUGCAUUUGAACAAUUUGUGGAUACCUUUCUCCCAACUCUGUCCUCAUAUGUGCCGGAAGAUCUUUCAAGGAAAUUACGAGAUUUGAUGGAUUCAGAGCCCCCGGAUCUGUCAACAAAUGCCCAGUGUGUCAAGUGAAAGCGUAUGUCAACCCAAGCCUCAUUGCAGAUGAAUUGUUUGAGAUGACUGCCAUUUCACUCAACCUACAUUCGGACCUAAAGAAUCAGACUCUUAGUUCUGAAUCCAGGUGGGCACGCAUCGUUGACACUGUGAAACGACCAGGAGAGAUCGUAGAGGCAUUGGAGAAGAUUCUUCCGUGUCGUGUCUUUGAGGAAUUCAAACUUGGAAGGGUCGACGCAUUCGUCUGCAGAUGUCCUGUUUCAAUGGAAGAAAAUGGUAUGGCUGAGGAUGCUGGGAUGGGAACAGCGGAACAGACAGUUCCUAAAAGUCUGCAAGAUGAAAGAAACACUGAAACUGCCAAUGAAGGUACAAACUGCCAUGCCCACAGGACUGGUCUUCAACAGGUACAUCGCCCGUUGGUGACUUACCUACAAGGAAGAGGACCGGAAUUGUUGGAGAAGUUGGACGAAAUAAACGCCAUCGAGGACUGCGACGUAAGAUCAAUAGCAGCAAUGUCAAAUGGGAAGAUGCAAGCUGAGGCUAUUCUCAGAAUUGUUCAGGAUACGCUUUCGUUUGGGCAGUUCGUGGAGAAGUGUCUGCCCAUAAUAUCUUCAUCCUGUCCUCAGUCAGUGUAUGAAGAACUGCGGACAGCCGUGUGGGUAAACUGGGCAAUGCCUGAACCCACCAUAUGCAGUGUGUGUCAGACAAGAAAUAGAAUUGACCCAAAACGACUUGCAGACAUCUUCUUAGAAAAGGAAUGUAUCACCGUGAACGUGCACAGUAACUUAAAACAAGUGGAAUUAGUAAAGAAGAUAAAUGGGAUCUGA
Haliotis rubra (blacklip abalone) is the source of this 987-nucleotide messenger RNA. RefSeq lists its product as uncharacterized. The transcript has 2 exons. The coding region runs from base 223 to 987 and encodes 254 amino acids. The record is from RefSeq and is a predicted model, not a curated record. NCBI's taxonomy places the organism in Eukaryota, Metazoa, Mollusca, Gastropoda, Lepetellida, Haliotidae.